This is a messenger RNA of Parnassius apollo (apollo), 915 nucleotides long. Lineage: Eukaryota; Metazoa; Arthropoda; Insecta; Lepidoptera; Papilionidae. The record is from the annotation of a GenBank genome assembly.
AUGGCACAUUCUUCUGAAUCUUCGAGAAGCUUUAAAAGUGGACUGAUCGACUUUACAGCUGGAUCACUAGGUGGUGUAGCAGUAGUAUAUGUAGGUCAACCAUUAGACACAGUAAAGGUUAAGAUGCAAACUUUUCCACAACUAUAUAAGGGGAUGUUUGACUGUUUAAAACAAACGCUAAGAAAUGAUGGAAUAAUCAGGGGACUAUAUGCAGGCACCACCCCAGCCAUAAUGGCCAAUGUUGCUGAGAAUUCAGUGCUUUUUGCAGCAUAUGGCUAUUGUCAGAAGUUCAUUUGUCAAGUUACUGGUACUGAGAAUAUAGAGCAGCUUUCAACAGUGGGUAAUGCAACAGCAGGUUUCCUGGCAGCAUUCUUUUCAUCUUUCACACUUUGUCCAACGGAAUUGAUUAAGUGCCAACUUCAAGCCAUGAGAGAAGUCAAUGUGCAGGGCUCACAAACAGCUAUAAAAGUGACGCCACUGCAGCUCUCGCAACAAAUAUUCAAACAAUAUGGAAUACAAGGCCUAUUUAGAGGGCUUGUACCGACAAUAAUGAGGGAAAUGCCGGGAUAUUUUUUCUUUUUCGGUGGAUAUGAAGGGACUAGAGCUUUAUUAGCAAAACCAGGCCAAUCGAAAGAUGACAUUGGUUUUCUAAAGACAAUGGCUGCUGGAGGCGUUGGGGGCUGCGUAUUGUGGACUGUUAUUUUCCCCACCGACGUAAUUAAAUCCCGUGUUCAGAUAUCGAACAAAAAACAAAAAUUUCUUACUGUUGGAUGUGAAAUAGUGAAAAAUGAAGGUGUUUUGGCUCUUUACAACGGCCUCAAGCCGACUCUGAUAAGGACUAUACCCGCCACCGCCGCUUUGUUCGUAGUGUACGAAUAUUCGAAGAAAAUUAUGCAUCAAGCAUUUGGAGAUUAA